Saccostrea cuccullata (small rock oyster) is the source of this 1149-nucleotide messenger RNA. RefSeq lists its product as uncharacterized. The transcript has 8 exons. The coding region runs from base 4 to 1149 and encodes 381 amino acids. The record is from RefSeq and is a predicted model, not a curated record. Lineage: Eukaryota; Metazoa; Mollusca; Bivalvia; Ostreida; Ostreidae.
GAUAUGAAAAAAAUAUUCAAACUGGCUGCAAACUUUUCAAGAAAAUUGAAAGAAAUAGUUGAGGGUGUGAAAGCAGGAGUCCAACUCUUCAAGGAUAUAAUAUCUGGAAAACUGAAUCUGAAGGAUAUUAUUGCAGACUUCAUUGAUGCUAUUACUCACUUACCUGAAAAGGUAUUGGGAUUGAGAAGGAUAGCUUCCACAGCUUGGAAGAAAAUUGGACAGUUUGAUCCAAAGGAUUUGCCCCAGGAAUUUCAACCAGUCAUCAAUUUUAUUCGUAAAGUUACAAAACUUUUCAAUGAUAUUAAGACAGAUGUGAUGGGGUUUGUUUAUGAAGUGGAACAAGCUAUAAAAGUGGUGAUUCCCCAACAAGCCACAGCAAUAUAUCAUGGAAUUAAAGAUAUAAUUAAUGGCUUUUCUAUUAUAUUAAAAAAUCCAAAAGAGGCUAUUAUGGAUGAAAAACCUUACUGGUUCAAUGUACAUGAUUUGUGGAUUGAAUAUUCAGCUAUGGCCAACAGUGCCUUCAAAGGUUUGAAUGCUAGUGGACAGAAGUGGGUAAAUGAAAGCAUCAAUGAAGGGGAAGAUGAAAUUAUGAAAUUCUCUAAAGGCAAAAGUUCUUAUAAAAAAAUUAGAAAGGAAAUUGUGGACAAUUUCAUUACCAUAAAGAAAGAAUUGAUUGACCCAUUUAAGGAUUUAGUAGGCUUGGCAGAUGCUUUUGUAAAUACAUAUGGCAAAGUAUUCAAACUCAUCAAGUCGAUUAAAGAUGCUUACAAUAUUCUCAAAGAAGGAUAUGAAACUGCAAGAGGAAUAAUUGAUGCUCUGUUUGGCACACGAGCCCACAAACUAUUUCCAGUAGAUCGAAGAGAAGUAGGUGAUGGAUGCAGUGGAAAUGGACAGUAUCCGUCUAGUCUGGGAAGUGGUCAUACAGAAUACAGACAUGAUGGAAUUGAUCUACUUAUUGAAAUGGGAGCAGAAAUAGUGGCCCCAUUUGCUGGAGAAAUAACUAUAGAUCCAGAGGAUUCAAGUACUGUGAUAAUAAAAAUAAGCAGAGGAUCACUAAAUGGAACUGCAGUAAUGAUUACUAAUAUUGACCCAAGCUCCGAGAUAGUGGAUGAAGAGUCAAAAUGGAAACUCUUUAAUGUUUUAGGUUGA